AACCAAUCAUAUUGGGACACGUGGCAGUCAUUCAGAGUACUACAACUACUACGACUAGUAGACUCAUCUCAAGAGUUUACUUGUAUCGUCUUCCUCGUCUGUACGUACUGGUGCUUCCGCUCUUUUUUUAGCUUGCCACCUAAGUUUCUUCACUCUCUUCUUCUCUCCCUCUAAAUUCUUUGGCUUAAGCUCCAAGGUUUGUACUUUAAAUGAAAUGAGGUUUUGAAUUAUAUAUAUAAAUAUUUGGUUUCGACAAAGGUGAACUUCAUUAAUAUCUUCUGCAUUGCUUUUUUUUUUCUUGGAAAUUUCUACAUUUUAAAGUUGUUUGGAUUAAUGUUUUGGAGAUUUUUACACUUUUGAAAGAAAGAUUGAAUUUUUCAAAACAAAGUCUGUAGCUUAUUUUCCCAACAUUCUUUAUGUUGGGUUCUAGCUAAUUACAUAUAUAAAAUUGAAUAGAGAUCAAAACUGUUUUUCAAUUUUUAUUUUUUUUUUAGUUUCAAAUUGGGCUCUCUGUUAAUUUGCUGGGUUUUUGUUUGAAAUUUUACAAAAUUUAUAUUUUAUGCUAUCUACUAAAUUAUUUAAUAUAUUAUAUUAUACAUUAUAAAUUUAUUUGUUUCUUUACAUCACAAAAGUAUAUGCUUGCACGUGCAAGUUUUCUCGUGUGAUCUUAAAAAAAAAUUAGCAUCAACGAUAAGAAUAUUAUCAUAUGGUGAAAAAUAAUAUUAUGAAAAAUAAUUUAUUAAUUAUUAAAAAUUAAAAAAGACAUAAUACAUAAAUGAGAACAAAACAACAUUAAAUUUUCAAAUGAAGUAUUUUUCACUACUUAAACAUAUUUAAUUGGGAUAGUGAACUCCCAUAUUCAUAGAAUUCUGUCCAUAUUGAUAUGGAUAUGGAGUUGGAAUCAUAUGAUUAUAAUAAGGCAUCCAAUAAUUGGGAUGAGGUUGGAAUGGAUAGGGAUUGGGGUAAUAAAUUUGGGAACCCAAAGGAGGCUGGUUCAAGUUGUUUGUCGCGGUAGGAAUUUGGUUUCUUCUAUUUGUCUUUGCUUUAGCCAUCUUUACCUCUAUUUGUUUUUCUUUCAGAUUAUAAAAAUUAUUUUCCAAUACUUUUUCCACAGCUUCUUCAGAAUCAAAAGUCACAAACCCGAAACCCCUACCUUUGUUAGUUAUCUUUUCACGAAGAAUUUCUGUAGCUACUACAGUUCCGAAAUCACUAAAAUAUGUCUUCAAUUCAGCUUCUUCAAUUUGAUGAGGGAGACCUCCAAUAAAAAUCUUCUUCUUGUUGAAAGGCGUAGAUUCCAUGAUGAAAUGAAAUAGUUAAAAGCUUUAAUUUAAUACUUAAUUAAUAAUUACUAGCACACAAAGAACAAUCUUAAUGUUUGAAAGUUGAAACUAAGAUGAAUGAAUGAGUAGUUUGUUUUUCAUAAUUUUAUGUGGUACGUGUGUGUUUAUAUAGAGGAGUAAGAGGAGUAUUUCACUCCUAUGUGGAAUAGGAUUAUACAAAAUAAUAAUAAAAAAAAAAAAGAUGUAAAUAUAUUUAUAUUUCAAUUAGUAAAUACUUGAGGUUCAAAUUCGAAUUAAGAAAAAAUUUGUAUUGCUGUACGGUUGAAAGAUAUUUUAAUUUAUAUUAUUGAUUUUUCGUAAAAAGAUUUUACCUUUUAAGGGACUUUUAAUUUCAUUUAUUUUUUGAAAUAAAACAUUCUAAUUAUUAUUAAAAAAAGUAACGAAAAUAAACUGAUUCCUAUUUGCCUAUUUGGAAUAGGAUUAUACAAAAUAUAUUUUUGUUUUAAUUAGUACUUGAGGUUCGAAAUUCAAAUUAAGAUAUUUAAUGGUAUUAAUUUUUUAUUUUAUAUUUAUUUUUGGUUGAUAAGCUAAUUUUUUUUAGGAGAAAAUUACUUGUAUACCUAUUUAAUUUAUCUUAAUUUUUACCUCUAUUUUCGUAUUUUUAAAUAUACCUAACUUGAAAAAGUGGGUAUAUUUAGAUAAAAAAAUAAAAAAUAAAUUCAAUUUAUCCCAUUUUUUUUUGGCGCGAAGGCUAACCCAUCCGUCGUUCUUGAAGGUGUCAUUAUUACAUUUUAUUGAGACCAACACCUGAAACAGAAACCAACCAAUCAUAUUGGGACACGUGGCAGUCAUUCAGAGUACACUACGACUGGUAGACUCAUCUCAAGAGUUUACUUGUAUCGUCUUCCUCGUCCGUACGUACUGGUGCUUCCGCUCUUUUUUAGCUUGCCACCUAAGUUUCCUCACCUCUUUCACAUUCUCACUCUCUCUCCAAAAUCUCUUCUUCUCUCCCUCUAAAUUCUUUGGCUUAAGCUCCAAGGUUUGUACUUUUAAAUGAAAUGUAGUUUUGAAUUAUAUAAAUAUUUGGUUUCGAGAAAGGUGAACUUGAUUAAUAUCUUCUGCUUUGCUUUGCAUUGCUUUUUUUUUUUCUUGGAAAUUUCUACAUUUUAAAGUUGUAUCGAGAGCUUGUUUGGAUUAAUUUUUUGGAGAUUUUUACAUUUUCGAAAGAAAGAUUGAAUUUUUAAAACAAAGUCUGUAGCUUUUCCCAGGAUUCUUUACGUUGGGUUCUAACUAGUUACAUAUAUAAAAUUGAAUAGAGAUCAUAUGUAUGUUAUAACCCAAAACCGUUUUUCAGUUUUUAUUUUUUUAGUUUCAAAUUCGGGUCUCUGUUAAUUUGCUGGGUUUUUGUUUGAAAUUUUCCAGGUUGGGUGUUUUGUGGAUGAUAUAAAAAAUGUUUCCCCAGAAAGGAACAAAAAGGCAAUUGUUUGGAACCAAUGAUGGAAGUAGUAACAGUUUAGACGAAAUAUACAGAUUUAAAGUUCUUUUACCCAAUGGAACAACCGUUGGAUUGAAUUUGAGAGAGUCUGGUUCUAACAUGGGUGUUAAUGACUUUAUUAAUUUGGUGAAAGAUGAAUAUUCUCGACUGUCGGAAUCAAUGCAACAUAAAAGAUGUAUGAACUGGGAUUCUGCUGGUUCUUUAUCUCUUCAUGAUGCCAAUGAUGCCAAGAUAAAAGGGGUUGUGGAUUUCAAGAAUUUUAAGCCACAUAAGUGCCACAUUUUAAUACUCCAUGAUGGUUCUGGCAAAGCUGUUCAAACUUUUGAGAAUAUGUGGGAUUUGACUCCUGAUACUGACAUUUUAAGGGAGGUACCUGAAUCCUACACAUUUGAGUCUGCUCUUGCGGAUUUAAUUGACAAUUCUCUGCAGGCAGUAUGGGCUAACAGUAACAACGAUCGAAAACUUGUUAGUGUGGAUCUUUUAGAGGAUAGAAUUUCAGUCUUUGACAGUGGUAUAGGAAUGGAUGGCAGCGAUGAAAAUUCUCUGGCGAAAUGGUACGUGCUACCAAUGUCCUUUCCAGCAUUUCGUGUGCAUUUGAAUUUAAGUGUCUUAACUAGUGCUCUACUAUAUAGGGGUAAAAUGGGUGCCUCGCUUAACCGGUCAGAGAAAGAACAGGCUAUUGGGGGCAAUCCUCCAUAUCUAAUGCCUUAUUUUGGCAUGUUUGGGUAUGGAGGAUCGUUUGCCUCCAUGCAUUUAGGGAGACAUGCUUUAGUGUCUUCGAAGACAAAGAAUUCAAGGAAGGUAUAUACUUUACGUCUUGCUAGAGAGGCUUUGCUCAGGCGCUCUGGACUUGAAUGGACGACUUCUGGAGGGCUUAGGGAUCCUUCAGAGGAUGAGCUUACAAAAACAAAACAUGGAAGCUUUACUAAGGUUGAAAUCUUUGAACCAAAGAUAAAGCCUUCAAAUAUAUUACAACUUCAGUGCAAACUGAAGGACAUAUACUUCCCUUAUAUUCAGUGUGAUGAGUUGUCCAACUCAAGGAAGACAAUAACACCUAUAGAAUUUCAGGUUAAUGGUACUAAUUUGACUGAGAUUGAGGGUGGAGAAGUUGCUAUUACAAACUUGCAUUCUUGCAAUGGUCCUGAUUUUGUUUUACAACUUCGUUUGUCCUUCAACCAAGACAAUGUAACCAAGAGUCAAGUUGUGUCAGGUUCGCGGUUGAAUCACGAGGCCAAUGUGCGGCUGAAAUGUGUUUAUUUUCCAGUUGUUGGGGGAAAAGAGAACAUUGAGAAGAUUUUGGAAAAGUUAAAAGAUGCAGGACAUGAAGUCUCUGAAAAUUUUAGAACCUUUAAACGAGUUUCUAUUAGAAGGCUUGGUCGAUUAAUUCCAGAUGCUCGAUGGGAUUGGAUGCCUUUCAUGGACUUAAGGCAAAAAAAGGGAACUGAUAGGGCACACAUAUUGAAGAGAUGUUGUUUCAGAGUGAAAUGCUUUAUUGAUACUGAUGCUGGUAUCAAUCCCACUCCGUCGAAGCAUGAUCUUGCACCUCACAGUCCUUUUACCACUGCACUAAGGAAUUUCGGAAAUAUUCUUUAUGAGAAUGAAAAAGGGAUAGAAAUCAGAGUUUAUAGAGAUGGGAAGCCAUUGAAAAAUUCGCAACUAGAGAGGGAUUAUCAAAAUUGGAUUCUCCAGAUGCACAAUAAGUAUGAUGAAGAAGUUGAUCACGGUGAAGACGAACCUAUACUUGCACUUAUCACAAGCCCAUCAAAAGGAAAGGCAAUCAGAAAAUCAAAUGAUGUUUCAAGGGUUCACCAAGUUCUUAAGAGGAAUGAAAUAACAUGGAAAGCUGGCCAACAUGUUAAGAUUUUGAAGGGAGCAUGUGCUGGUGUUCAUAAAAAUAAUGUCUAUGCAACUAUACAAUAUUUUAUACUUGGAGGCUUACAAGGAGAUACAGGAGGCGAAGUUCAGAUUAUUUGCAGGCCACUUGGUACACCAGAGGAUGAUGGUUGCAUAAUUUCAGAAGUUAAUGGGAUGAUGACUCUUGAUAUGAAACGCUCCUUGUCUUUACCUAUCAGCGUAAUCGAUUCCAAAAAGUGCUUACCUGUUGAAACUGCUGAAUGGAAUAACCAAAUGGAUAAGCAGCUUCAGAAAAAUAAAACCGUAGAUCUUUACAAAUCUUCGAUUGUCAAACCUGCAAGGCAAAAUUCAAAACAGGAGCAUGAUGGAAUGGAAUUUUCCAUGUUCAUCAAGAAUUAUAAAAAGGUCUUUGAAGAUGACCUUUUAAAAUUUGGUUCAGAAAUCCAAAUAUUGGAAGAUAAAUAUCAUCAGUUAAAUGAAGAGAAAGAAAAGAUUGAAGAAACUAUAAAAGACUUACAAGGUUUUGACUUGCUAGCACAGCUAUGGUUUCUAUUCUUUAUCACAUUUUGGUAUAUUAAGAUUGUGUUAAUUGAAUACUUAUCAAGAUCUUGUGUUUGUUGUGAAUUUUUAGAUUCUACUGAACUAUAUCCAUCGGGUUUCGUGAAUCAGUUCUCCACGAAAGAAGAAGUGAUAGAGAGUAUAGUAAAGAUGGGCAACUCUGUUGCUGCUGCAGUUCUUUGCAGCAUAUCUAAGGAAGAUCCAUUUCAAGAGAAAGAGAAUGAUUUAAUGAAGGACAUAAUAGGAGUGGUUGCUCUACUCGGAAGAGUUCGUUCUAGUCAGCUGAGCAGGAUUUUGGCAGAAUACUUGGGUUCUGAUCAAAUGCUAGCUGUUGUAGCUAGAUCUUUCGAAACUGCUAUUCUUCUUGAAAAACAUAAACAAACUGGAGAUGUUAAUUGCAGCCAUGUUAAUCAUGAAAAAGCUCCUCUUCUUGGCCAAUCUAUAAAUGGUCGAUUUAUUGUUAUAUGCUUUGACAAUAUAAGUCCAUUUAGAGGUAGCUUGAAGAGUGGUUCUCAGAGGAAGCUGGAUUUACAACGCCCUUAUUUGAACGAUGGAACUAUUCCAAAAGGUUUUCUCGGAUUUGCUGUGAAUAUGAUUGAUUUUGAUGCAGACCAACUAUCCAUUAAGAAUAGUUCAGGCAAUGGUCUUAGAGAGACUGUAUUUUAUCACCUUCUUGGUGAACUCCAUCUUUACAGAACCUUGGAGGACAUGCUAGCUGCUCGUGCUUGUAUAAAACAAGGCGCUAUAUCGCUUGAUGGUGGAAUAUUGAGAGGAGACAGUGUGAUAUCUUUUGGAUCUAGGUGUGUUUCUCUAUUCAUGUCUUUUUCAUCCUCACUUGUGGGAAUGUUUUUUGUUGAAAUGAUUGGUUUUUCUAUGAUUGUUCUUAGUGAUCCUGGAGUGUGCUUUCAAGUUGUGCAAACAAUCAAUGAAAUGCCAAGUUCUCAAGAAAAUUUGAAACAGCUUAAAGAGAAGAAAUCUGAGUUGAGAACAAUCAAUGAUGAGAUAGAAGUAGAGAAGGGAAAACUCAACAAAGUUUUAGACAAGUUUCAUGAGAGAAAAGCAGAGUUUAACAAGUUUAUGAAGUUAGUGGAAUCUCCAUACAAACUAUGAGGCCACACUGAAAUAGUUUUUACAGUAUGAUGACAAAUCAAGUCAUAAUUUUUCUCCACCGUUUUGAGAUUUGCUUUUUUGUCCUUCAUCAUUUCUCUGAUGGAGAAAAAAAAAAGAAUGUGUUCUAAAUGUAUUUUUGGGUGUAUAUAUAUAGAUAUAUAUAUGAGCAUUGUUAUUGAGUA
Molecule: messenger RNA, 6479 nt
Organism: Cannabis sativa
Lineage: Eukaryota; Viridiplantae; Streptophyta; Magnoliopsida; Rosales; Cannabaceae
Product: structural maintenance of chromosomes flexible hinge domain-containing protein GMI1
Exons: 24
Coding region: 2731-6297 (1188 amino acids)
Source: RefSeq, a predicted model, not a curated record